Molecule: messenger RNA, 2473 nt
Organism: Castor canadensis (American beaver)
Lineage: Eukaryota; Metazoa; Chordata; Mammalia; Rodentia; Castoridae
Gene: Ugdh
Product: UDP-glucose 6-dehydrogenase
Biological process (GO): glycosaminoglycan biosynthetic process
Cellular component (GO): nucleus
Molecular function (GO): UDP-glucose 6-dehydrogenase activity; NAD binding
Source: RefSeq, a predicted model, not a curated record
GGGAGGCGGCGGAGGCCAGAGUCCAGAAGGCCUGGCUGCGAGGGAAUGAAGCCUCCGCCUUCUCGGGCAGAAGCCUUUAAAUACAGGCGCGAGUCCGGGACUCGGGACGCGGCGCUAGGCAUCCUGACGCAGGGGAGUGCGUGCAGUGCGGACGGGGCGCGGUGCAGAAGCUGCGGCGGCGCGGUGCGGAGCAAGUGCAGUCAUGUUUGAAAUUAAGAAGAUCUGUUGCAUUGGCGCGGGCUACGUUGGAGGACCCACAUGCAGUGUCAUUGCUCACAUGUGCCCUGAAAUCAGAGUAACAGUUGUUGACGUUAAUGAAUCAAGAAUCAAUGCAUGGAAUUCUCCAACCCUUCCCAUUUAUGAGCCAGGACUAAAAGAAGUGGUAGAAUCCUGUCGAGGAAAAAACCUAUUUUUUUCUACCAAUAUUGAUGAUGCCAUCAAAGAAGCUGAUCUUGUAUUUAUUUCUGUAAACACUCCCACAAAAACCUACGGCAUGGGGAAAGGCCGGGCAGCAGAUCUGAAGUACAUCGAAGCUUGUGCGAGACGCAUUGUGAAGAACUCAAAUGGGUACAAAAUCGUGACUGAGAAGAGCACAGUCCCAGUGCGGGCAGCCGAGAGCAUCCGUCGUAUAUUUGACGCGAACACAAAGCCCAACUUGAAUCUACAGGUGCUGUCCAACCCUGAGUUCUUGGCAGAGGGGACAGCCAUCAAGGACCUCAAGAACCCAGACAGAGUGUUGAUUGGAGGGGAUGAGACCCUGGAGGGCCAGAAAGCUGUGCAGGCCCUGUGUGCUGUCUACGAGCACUGGGUUCCCAAGGAGAAGAUCAUCACCACUAACACUUGGUCUUCAGAGCUUUCCAAACUGGCAGCGAAUGCUUUUCUUGCCCAGAGAAUCAGCAGCAUUAACUCCAUCAGCGCUCUGUGCGAAGCGACAGGAGCCGAUGUGGAAGAGGUAGCAGCAGCCAUUGGGAUGGAUCAGAGAAUUGGCAAUAAGUUUCUAAAAGCCAGCGUUGGUUUUGGUGGGAGCUGCUUCCAAAAAGAUGUGCUGAACUUGGUUUAUCUCUGCGAGGCUCUGAAUUUGCCGGAAGUAGCUCGCUAUUGGCAGCAGGUCAUAGACAUGAAUGACUACCAGAGAAGGAGGUUUGCUUCCCGGAUCAUAGACAGUCUGUUUAAUACAGUGACUGAUAAGAAGAUAGCUAUUUUGGGGUUUGCAUUCAAAAAGGACACUGGUGAUACAAGAGAGUCCUCCAGUAUAUAUAUCAGCAAGUAUCUGAUGGACGAAGGUGCACACCUCCAUAUAUACGAUCCCAAAGUGCCCAGGGACCAAAUAGUUGUGGAUCUUUCUCAUCCAGGUGUUUCAGAGGAUGACCAAGUGUCCCGGCUUGUGACUAUCUCUAAGGAUCCAUACGAAGCGUGUGACGGUGCCCAUGCUGUUGUUAUUUGCACUGAGUGGGACAUGUUUAAGGAGCUGGAUUAUGAACGCAUUCAUAAGAAAAUGCUGAAGCCCGCCUUUAUCUUCGAUGGACGGCGUGUACUGGAUGGGCUCCACAGUGAGCUACAAAACAUUGGCUUCCAGAUUGAAACAAUUGGCAAAAAGGUGUCAUCCAAGAGAAUUCCAUAUGCUGCUUCUGGUGAAAUUCCCAAGUUUAGUCUUCAGGACCCACCUAGCAAGAAGCCCAAAGUAUAGACACUGCCAUUUGUAUUUGUGAUCAUUUUGGUACUUCAGGAUAGCAAAUAUCUAUCUGAUGUUAAGUGGAAAAUGAACCAAGUGUUUUUAAGCAAGCAAAAUUAUUUUUUUAAUCCUCAAAUUUAUACUAGCUACAUGGUGUUAGCAGAUCUGGUAAUCAUGAAUCUAGAAUAUUUUUUACAUAUUUUUAUAUUAUUGCUAGCUCAGUAAUUGGAUGAGUGGAAAAUAAUCAUGUUGGUUUUAAUGGUAUCACUUUUUUGUAAAAGAAAAAGUAAACUUAAGACAUUUUUAUUUUAUAAAUUGUCCAUAGGCAGCACUUACCUUCAUUGGAAAGGGAAAGGCAUGCUAGUUUUCCUGGGCCUUGGUUUAUUUGCUUAUCACUAAAUAUGUAUUUUGAAAGCAUGCAAUUAUCAUGUUACAUAGCCUCUGCAAGUAUGGUUAAAGGAGUCCAGGCUGGCCUGAAACUUGGAAUCCUCCUGCCUCAGCAUCUCAAGUGUUGAGAUUAUAGGUGUGGGCCACCAUGCCUGGCUCCUUUUAUUUUAAUGGGAUAUGUCACUGACUUUUAAUCCAAAAAGAUCAUCACUGUGUAUUUCCAAUUUUUCAUUUAAAGAGUGUUAUCUUUUUAUUUUUAAAAAAUUGACUUGAGGGGAAAAUCAGCAAUAGGGUCUAUUUUUCUCCUCAUUUCUUAGCUAUCGUCAUUGAUCACUACUUUUGCAGUCUGAGUCAAUGUUUAUCACCUUUAUUUUGCAUUUUUAUUUGUAUUCUUAAUUCCAAUUUUUUCUUUAA